AGAGGUGGACCCCUCCCGUAGGGAACGCGCACAUAAAACCCUGCCUAAAACCCAUAAGAAGCGCUGCCUCACUGCUGCAACUCCUCCCUGUGCCUCCUCUCCAUCUCUUUUUCCUCUUCAUACUCACGGUCGCGGCUGUUCGAUUUUGCGUCAAAUCCCUCAACAGAAGAGAAGAGAGAAAUGGCGGGGCUUGUACCUCCAGGUACCGCGAUUCCAGCCGACGCAUCCAAGACGGCGCAUACGAAAGCUGACGAGAAAAUCGAUUACAUGAAUCUCCCAUGCCCUAUUCCUUAUGAAGAGAUCCACCGCGAAGCUCUCAUGUCUCUGAAGCCAGAAACUUUUGAAGGAUUACGAUUUGAUUUCACCAAAGGGCUAAAUCAGAAAUUCUCACUCAGUCACAGUGUGCUUAUGGGCCCAACAGAACUUCCUUCUCAAUCUGGUGAAACCAUUAAAAUUCCUACUGCUCACUAUGAAUUUGGUGCCAAUUUUAUUGACCCAAAUUUGAUGCUUAUAGGGAGGAUGCUGACUGAUGGUAGACUCAAUGCAAGAGUGAAAUGGGAUUUGACUGACAAUCUAACCGUGAAAGCUAAUGCCCAGCUCACAAAUGAGCCUCAUAUGUCACAUUGCAUGGUCAACUUUGAUUACAAGGGUAAAGAUUAUAGGUCUCAGUUUCAAAUGGGAAAUGCUGCUUUAUUUGGAGCUAGUUAUAUCCAGAGUGUGACACCACAUUUAUCCUUGGGUGGUGAAGUAUUUUGGGCUGGUCAGCACCGAAAGUCGGGCGUUGGUUAUGCUGGCCGAUAUGAAACAGAUAAGAUGGUUGCCACAGGGCAAGUUGCAAGUACUGGAAUGGUUGCUUUGAGCUAUGUUCAGAAGGUAUCUGAGAAGGUUUCUCUCGCAACAGAUUUCAUGUAUAACUACAUGUCAAGAGAUGUAACAGCAAGUGUUGGCUAUGAUUACAUCCUUAGACAGAGUCGCUUGAGGGGAAAGAUUGAUUCAAAUGGAUGCACUGCUGCUUAUCUGGAAGAGCGGUUAAAUAUGGGCCUAAAUUUUAUUCUCUCUGCGGAGAUAGAUCAUAAGAAGAACGACUACAAAUUUGGAUUUGGAUUGACUGUAGGGUGAUUCAAUUUCCACGUAAAAGCAGUUGAAGAAGUUUCUUGUGUUUCCAUUUAGCAUGUGGUUGAAGAUUAAAGAAUUGAGUUUGUACUGGAAACUGAUGUUUAUUGGCGGGGCAGCAGGAGCUGCUGGAGCUAUUUUAACAGUUGUUGGUAUCGAUUUGGCCGGUUUAGAGCUUCCCGUUUUGACUUUAGAGCUGUAGCAUUUGUUAAGAAAUUAAUGCAAUUUGAGAUGUUUGUUACUCUAAUAAUAAUAUUCAGAAUCCAAACAGCUUGUGACCUGAGAUGAAGGCAUAAAAGUUG
Messenger RNA from Durio zibethinus, 1415 nucleotides. Its product is annotated as mitochondrial import receptor subunit TOM40-1-like. NCBI's taxonomy places the organism in Eukaryota, Viridiplantae, Streptophyta, Magnoliopsida, Malvales, Malvaceae. Gene Ontology annotation, biological process: protein import into mitochondrial matrix. Gene Ontology annotation, molecular function: transmembrane protein transporter activity. Gene Ontology annotation, cellular component: mitochondrial outer membrane. The record is from RefSeq and is a predicted model, not a curated record.